GUGCCCAGGGCAGCGCUACAUCCGGAAGUCUGGCACGUGUUCUGGUGGAUUGGGUCCGGGGAAACGUGUUCACAAACGGACUGUUUCCGGGCAACCGGACUCGGGGCACAAACACAUCCGGGCAGAGCUCUGAGGCUGAGGCACUGCCCCUAUCGGGCCGGCCGAGUCCGCUCUGGGGUCCGCGGCCACCAUGGUGCUGUCCGCGGUUAUCGGGAAGCUGCAGCACAAGCGCGUGGUCCUGGCCAGCGCGUCCCCGCGCCGCCGGGAGAUCCUCAACAAUGCGGGUCUCCAGUUCGAGGUCGUGCCCUCCAGGUUCAGGGAGACGCUGGACAAGACUGCGUUCCCCAGCGCAGCUGCCUACGCCGAGGAAACAGCAAAGCACAAGGCCCUGGAAGUGGCCACGCGCAUGCACCAGAAGGACCAGCGGGCACCGGACGUGGUCAUCGGGGCAGACACUGUGGUGGCGGUGUCGGGGCUAAUCCUGGAAAAGCCUGUGGACAAGCAGGACGCCUACCGCAUGCUGACUAGGCUGAGUGGCCGGGAACACAGCGUGUUCACCGGAGUGGCCGUAGUACUCUGCACCUCCGCAGAGGGUCGCCUGCACACACAUGCCUCCGCCUUCUCCGAGGAGACUCGCGUGCGGUUCUCCGAGCUGUCAGAGGAGCUAGUGUGGGAGCACGUGCUCAGUGGGGAGCCCAUGGACAAGGCCGGAGGCUAUGGACUGCAGGCGCGGGGCGGGAUGCUGGUUGAGUCCGUGCUUGGUGAUGCACUCAACGUGAUUGGCUUCCCACUGAACCGCUUCUGCCGGGAGCUCCCCGCGCUGCUGGGGCCAGAAGAUCCCAAACCCCAAAACACACAGGAGGACUCCAAGCCCCUCCAGGACCCCACAGGGGAUGCCGCCAUCCACUCUGAGCCCCAGGACCCAUUUACUGGAUACCCCGCCAAACUAGUGGACCUCAUGGAGGGGUUCAAGGCCUCCAAGGUCCUGUUUACUGCCUGCCAGCUCCGUGUGUUUGACCUCCUGCAGGAAAUGUCGCCCCUGACGGCCAGGGAGCUGGCAGGGCGGGUGGAGGCCUCUGUGCUGGGGACGGAGCGGCUGCUGGAGGCCUGCGUGGGACUGGGGCUGCUGGAGAAGACGGCGCUUGGCUACAGCAACUCAGCACUGGCAGCUGCACACCUGCUGUCAGGUGGAGAACUAUCGCUGCACGACCUCGCACUGCACCUGGAAGCUGAGUCCUGGCCUCUCUUCUCGCACCUGGAGGCUGCUGUGCGCAAGGGGACGGUUCCCUGGACCCAGUCACUGAAGGAAGAGGCAGUGGUGAAGCAGGCCCUUGGUGUACCCCUGCCUGGACUGGCUUGUCCCCGCACUGCUCGCCGGGUGGCCGGAGCUCUCGACCUGUCCUGCUUUGCCUCGGCCUGCUGCAUGGGAGGAGGCACCGAUGUGCUGGCCAGUGCCUUGGCCCUGGAGUAUCCGCGGAUGCGUGUGACUGCGUGGGCCGGCUCGGCAGGUCCCACUCCCACGCACGACCUCCCUGUGGCUGACCUCUACGUGGCCAGUGGCCUCCUGCAGGCUCCACCUGACGCCCGCACGGAGGACGCGUUGCGGGCGCUCGUGGGGUGCUGCCCACCAGGGGGCGGGCUUCUGCUGGUGGAAGCCACCACCGAGGAGGAAGAGAAGGAGGCGACCCCGAGGACACGGAUGCUGGCGCUGGAGCUGCUGCUGCGUGCUGGGGCGCAGCCCCGGACCCUGGCCCGAUGCCGGGAGCUUCUGGCAGGGCUCGAACUCGGGACUGUACGCACGGCCCCCGCGGGCCCUGGGCUGGGCGUGCUGUUGUGCACGCGGACCCCCGACCACCCCGGACGCAAUAAAGACAGCGAGUGACC
Ochotona princeps (American pika) is the source of this 1884-nucleotide messenger RNA. It is a transcript of the gene ASMTL, whose product is annotated as acetylserotonin O-methyltransferase like. Gene Ontology annotation, molecular function: nucleoside triphosphate diphosphatase activity; O-methyltransferase activity. The record is from RefSeq and is a predicted model, not a curated record. The transcript has 13 exons. NCBI's taxonomy places the organism in Eukaryota, Metazoa, Chordata, Mammalia, Lagomorpha, Ochotonidae. Bases 191 to 1882 code for a protein of 563 amino acids.